Molecule: messenger RNA, 1482 nt
Organism: Mucor mucedo
Lineage: Eukaryota; Fungi; Mucoromycota; Mucoromycetes; Mucorales; Mucoraceae
Exons: 1
Coding region: 223-1398 (391 amino acids)
Molecular function (GO): protein binding
Source: RefSeq, a predicted model, not a curated record
CUAAUAUUACUAUACAAAGAUAACAAAAAAAAAAGUUAAUAAUAAACGCGCCCCUUCCCUCUGCCUAAAAAUCAAAAGCAAAGCAGCCCUCUACUUUUAAAAACCGCUCAAAAAUGCGGCAUUGUAACGCGUACGUCAUCGGUUCAAUUUUUUAAAUAGGCCACCGACUGGUUAAUUUUUUUUUACUGUUUACCACCUCCUACAUUAAUUUAUUACCUUACCAUGGCCCACAACGUUUUACGCACCACUACUCGAACGACCAAAAAUGCUUCGUGUUUAUUAAGAAAAGCGCCUUACAGCAACCGAGCGACCAGUUGGUUUCGACGAUUCUUGAGUCCUUCAGAAGAGAAGGAACUUUAUUUAGGCAUUACUAGUUCCUUUCGUGAAAAGUUGGUCGAACAGUCGAACAAAAGCACACAAACAUACAGCCACAUUAUUGAACACGCCUUCUUAGGGAUAAAAUCUACCAAAGUGACCAAAACUGGAAUGUUAACUAUUGCCCGUAUUGAACAACUGAAAAUUGAUCUUGACACAGCAGGAAAGCAAAAAGAUGUCAAAAAGCUGCAACAGUUGGAGGCGGAAAUGGAUGAUGCAGAUUUGAAAACUGUCACUAUUUAUAAUCGACUGAUUCGGUCAUACUUAUGGAGCAACUCAGUGGACUUGGCUCAUCAGGUUUUGAUCGGAUUCGAUCAACGUGGGUUAGUACCUACAGCUAGAUCAUACAUUUAUCUCGUACAAGCUUACUUGAAAACCGACCAGUUGAGUCAUGCAAAAGCUUUAGUGGAAGAGAUGAAGCAAUCUUCUUUACUCAAAUUAAGAAACGAUUUCGAUUACAAUAUAAUUUUAAAUUUUUACAAGGCUUCUGGUGAUACACAUGCUAUUGACUUUUUAUGGCGUGAUGUCGUUUUACAUAUUGAUACCAUCAAACCCAGCAACUCACUAUACAUCUCAUAUUUGGAACACUUGCUGUCAAAGCAAGAGAUCAAACCCAUUUCACAAUUAGCUCAAGAAUAUCUGACACAUUCACCCCAAGCAUCAUUACAAUUGCAUCAAUAUAUUACCUGGAUGAAGGCAGUAACAUUAUUAGCUAAAAAUAAACAGGACACCUACAAGUCAGAACGUCUUUUAUUACACUUGAUUAAAAAAGCACCACCAAAGACCUCUUGGGAUAAAGCAAAGAGUGGUAUUUCAACCAUCGUUACGUCGUACCUGAAUGAAGAUCAAGAAUUAAAAGCCCUGGCCUUUUAUUAUAGGUUGGGCAAAAUGGGUGUCCCUGUACAAGCGUUUGAACCUCGAACUGUGAAGGCAAUAGAAGCUGUUGUAAAAAAAGUGGAACAGGAUGGGGAUGAAAAAGCUAUUAUUGCCGAGUUAGAAGGCCUUGUUAUAUCACACAUUUAAAUAAAAUGAAAAUUGUUCGCCGGUAUUAUGUCCAUGAUGAUUUUCGCAUGCAAGUAAAAUACAAACAACAAUAAAUUUUAAUUU